This is a messenger RNA of Nycticebus coucang (slow loris), 429 nucleotides long. Its product is annotated as keratin-associated protein 25-1. Lineage: Eukaryota; Metazoa; Chordata; Mammalia; Primates; Lorisidae. The transcript has 2 exons. Gene Ontology annotation, molecular function: structural molecule activity. The record is from RefSeq and is a predicted model, not a curated record. Gene Ontology annotation, cellular component: keratin filament.
AUGGGCUUGCGCAACAGGAAAGCUUCCACCAAAAGGAGCAUCAAUGAUGGUCUAAGAUGUCAAGUGACUGAUUGUAAUCUUUACUAUUCUACCCUCAUUAUCCACAACAUUGCCUUUGAUGAACUGAGAAGAAGCUUGAGAAGAGAUAUUUUUGGUUUUUUACCAUCCCCAAACCACUCCUCUUAUGGCUUUCAGCCACUGAGCUUUAUUUCCAGAUGCUGUCAACCAUUGAAUUUUGUGUCCAGGAUGUGCCAUCCUUUGAGUGAACUCUCCUAGUUAUCAUCUUUAGGUUAUGUGUCCAACAGCUUCAGAUCCCUGAACUACAUGUCUGAUAGUUUUUGACCCGUUUCCUAUGUGCACAGCAGUUUUCCACCAGCUUGCUCUUCAUUUGGAGGUUUGCAAUCUCCAUUUUUUAGAAGAUUGUGCUGA